UGGCCCGUUUGUUCCAGUUUAAACGUUGCCGCGCAGCUGUUAAUAACAGGCUGGCUAUUGCUAACAACAAAGAACGGAUCGUAACAUUUUUUUUCAGGUUUAUUUUUCUUUUGGUAUUUCUUAUUAUUGAUUUUAUGAGCUGUUUGAAGCAUCUGGUAAUCUCUGAGAUGUUUUUCUGGCCUUCUGUUUACGGGAGCGAGGAGUGAUUGUUCGCAAAGAUGAUGGAGUCAUGUUUUACUGGGAUACCGAAGAGAGUCGGACCAGUUGAGGUGGAGGACAUCAAAAGAAACCUGCUGGGUGAAUUGGAGGCUGUGGAACCACAGACGGAGAACCUGCAUGUGUACCUUAGAGUUCGGCCCUUUACUGCAACUGAAAGCGACAGCGGAGAGUCCCAGGACUGUGUGACCAUUGAGGGUUCCAACUCUGUGGUCCUCAGAGCUCCCAGGUUCUGUCAGCCGAAUCGGCAGGGCGACAAGUCUCUCCCUCAGACUGCUCAGCGGUUCACCUUCACACAGGUGUUUGGCCCCGAAGCCAGUCAGAGGACUGUGUUUGAAGGUUCAAUUCGUGGUUUGGUCCAGGAUGCUCUGCAGGGAGGAAACUGUCUGGUGUUCACUUACGGAGUCACCAAUGCUGGAAAAACCUUCACCUUCCUCGGGCCAGACCACAACUCCGGGCUGCUUCCCAGGUCUCUAGCAGUCAUCUUUAACAGCAUAAAGGGACAUCUGUACAGCCGCAGUGAUCUGAAGCCUCAGCGGUGCAGAGACUUCAGCAGACUUACCCCCGAUCAGCAGGCAGCAGAGAUCAGCAACAAGAAGAACCUUCUGAGGCUGCUGAAAGAGAGCGACAAGAGUCUGACGACUGGGAAAUCAGCUUCACUUGAAGGCUCCUCCGUCAGCAGCGAUGGUAGCAUGAGCAGCGUUGCUGAGGCAGACAACUUCUGUCUGGACAUUCCAUCAACUGUUUGCUUCUCUGUUUGGGUCUCAUUCUGUGAAAUCUACAAUGAGAACAUCCACGAUCUACUGGAACAGGUUCCCAGCGGACAACACAAGAGGACGGUGCUGCGUCUGUCCCAGGACGUUAAAGGGAACUCCUUCAUAAAAGACCUGCGUUGGAUCCAGGUGAACAGCUCAGAGGAGGCAUACAAAGUAAUGAAGAUCGGGAAGAGGAACCAGAGUCUAUCUUCUACCAGACUGAACCAUCUGUCUAGCAGAAGCCACAGCAUCUUCUCCAUCAGGAUCCUCCGGAUUGAUGAUGUUGGAGUUCCCAGAGUCCUCGGCAUCAGCGAGCUGGCUCUUUGUGACCUGGCUGGUUCGGAACGCUGUUCUCGCACCCACAACACUGGAGAGCGCCUAAAAGAGGCGGGAAACAUCAACAGCUCCCUGCUGACGCUGGGGAAGUGCAUCAACGCCAUGAAGCUCAACCAGAACGCCAAGUUACAGCAUCACGUUCCCUUCAGGGAGUCCAAACUCACCCACUUCCUACAGUUCUUCUUCUGUGUUUCUGGCCGCGUGUCCAUGGUGGUCAACAUAAACCAGAACACCUCCUGUUUUGACGAGACGCUCAACGUCCUCAAGUUCUCCGCCAUGGCUCAGAAGAGAAGGGAGGGAUAG
Poecilia latipinna (sailfin molly) is the source of this 1610-nucleotide messenger RNA. RefSeq names its product kinesin-like protein KIF20B. The transcript is spliced from 14 exons. Gene Ontology annotation, biological process: mitotic spindle assembly; microtubule-based movement; spindle elongation. NCBI's taxonomy places the organism in Eukaryota, Metazoa, Chordata, Actinopteri, Cyprinodontiformes, Poeciliidae. The record is from RefSeq and is a predicted model, not a curated record. The coding region runs from base 219 to 1610 and encodes 463 amino acids. Gene Ontology annotation, molecular function: ATP binding; microtubule binding; plus-end-directed microtubule motor activity. Gene Ontology annotation, cellular component: nucleus; mitotic spindle; spindle microtubule.